UCCCACAAAACGCUACGUCCAGAUGAACAGAAUCAACUUUUGGAGAUAUAUCAAAAGUUAAUACUGACUGCAACUUGAAUUAGAGCUCUGUUUUUCCGUAAGUUUCAUUUUAGUAUUUAGUAUUUAUUUAAGAAGUUAAGAUGUUAAUGCAUGCACACAGAUGUAUAUAAAAGAAGUCAAGUCCAUAAAAAGGGACAUAUUUGUGUUUAUUUUUAAGCCCGGGACUGGUAAAUGUGUUGUUUGAGUGCUGCAGUUGGUUUUUGGUGCUCUAAAGUUCAGUUGUUCAGUAUUCGUGCUCUGUUCCUACAUGUGAGAAAAAAGAAAGAAAGAAAUCAAAAGGAGAAGUGUUUCAAAAGGAUAACUUGUGUGAAGUAUUUUUGUACACCACAGGUUUUAGUUCAGGUUUCUGUCGUCUGUUCUGAUAAAUGACAUGAAGCAGCAGCCUUUCUUCUCAGUCAUGGAGGGCAGAGGGAAGAGAGCGCUUCAUUUCUUGAUCCUCGCUGCUUAUCUCGUGGUCUCACCUUCACCUUCUGCAGGUUGGAGCAGAUUAGCUGGAAAUGGGGCCACUCGGUGCUCUGGAAGAGUUGAAGUCAUUUACAUUGUCUCUGACUUUGUCUACUCCUGGGGAACAGUCUGUGAUGAUGGCUGGGACUUAAAAGAUGCUGAGGUGGUCUGUAGAGAGCAGAGCUGUGGGAUAGCUCUGGAGGCUCUUGGGUCUGCUUACUUUGGUCAAGGUACAGGAAAAAUCUUGCGCAGUAAUGUGGACUGUUCAGGAAGUGAAGCUUCUAUAGAUGUUUGUAGGUACAGAAGCUAUAUUAAAGAUAACUGUACCCAUGGUCGGGAUGCUGGCGUCGUCUGUUCAGAAACCCUCCCAGAUCCCACCCUCUCCUUGUACAGUAAUGAGGUCACCUGGGGUCAGGAUGUCAGCAUCACUUGCUCAGUCUCAGAUAAGUUCUCAGGUGGAACUUUUAUCCUCCAGAAGACUUCAGGCUCAUUCAGUCAUACUCAACCAUCCUCUACGAGCUCUGUUACAUUCAAUCUUCACAAUGUGAACUUCGAUCAUGAUGGACUGUACCAGUGUCAGUACAUGAAAACAAGCCGAAGGUUCAGCUCUUCCUCUGUCAGACUCACUGUUACUGUGAGACUGCAGACACCCAGCAUCUCCCUGACCUCUCCUAGUGCAGGUCUGGUCUGGGGUCCUGAAGGUGCAGAGAUCACCAGGGGUUACAGUUUUGUCCUCACCUGCUCCGUUAACUCCAGAUUUUCCAGUGGACGUUUCUUUCUCAUCUUCUCUGACUCCAACAUCACAGACAGCAAGCCAGCAGUCAACAACUCAGCCUCCUUUAGUUUCCCUGUAGCAGAGUAUGAACACCAAGGCAACUACAGCUGUGUGUAUGAAGUCACAGUGUCCACACGGACAUUCAAUUCUACUGCAACAGCACCCAUUACUGUCAUCAUUAAAUUUCCUUGGAUGCUGCUGGUCUCGUCUGUAGUUCCUGUGGUCCUGCUGCUCCUGCUGGUCUCGUUGGUGGUGUUACUGGUGCCCAGGAGAAGGAGACAAACACAGCAGGCCCACAUCCACACCACAGUGACUCUAAAAUCCUGCAAUGAAGAAGAUGACAUCAGUGACGAGGAGAGGAUCUAUAUGAAUGUUGAGACACUGAACACCUACAGGAAUUUUACCAAACAACUGGAAGGAGCGGAGAGAGAGGAAACAGAGGAGAAGAGAUAAAAUCCCUUCAAUAGAAGUGAUUUUAGUCUAAAUUGAGCUGUACAUAUAUAGUACGUACAUUUUUUUAAAGUAUAGAGUAAAAGAAUACAUAAAGUUGUUUUUAUUGUGAAGCCUGAAAAAGAUUUGUCUUUUAGAUGAUUAGUAAAAUGAUAUAAUCCAAGUAAUUUGCAAUAAAAACAAAAAACAACUUGUUCUUGGAGUAUUUGGAAAUUAAUUACACAAUAUAACUGCUACUAUCGCCAAAACAGUGACCUACAGCACACACCUGUAUUUAUUAUUCAGGCCACUCACCUGUCUGACUGUUACAUACAUACAGUCUCGGUCUUCGACAUCAUCAUGUAGAAUAUAUCUUUAGCCUAAAACAGAUACACACAAGCCUGGAUGCAUUAUGGCACCUUUUAACCAAUAGCUUCCCCUUUCCUGGCGUCAAACCACCUCUUUUCUGUGAACCAUUUCUGAAAAACUCAAAUGACUGCUUUUUGCUUUUUUGUAGUUUUCCCAAAAUAUGAAUAGAUAAAUAAGUUAACCCAGCUGAGUUAUUACGAAUCAUGCUUUUUUUAGCAGUCCGUGUAAAUUAUGUGUGCAGGAACAAGUGUUGGUUUCGACCAUUUCUUUUUCUAUAUAUUAAAGAGAAGUGGGACAGGUGGCUUUGCAGCCUUAAAAAAAUCUUCAUUGAUAAAAACACAAACCUUAGCUGUAACACACACACCUAUGGUAGGCAUUUAUUUAUUACUAUUGUCAUAGUUAUUUUGUCUGUGUCCCUGUAAAGAAAUAUGAAAAGCCUGUGUGGUUUUCACAUUCCUUUUUGUUAACUACAACAUUCAAACUAAAAUGUAAAUUAGUUUUUAGGGAGCACAAAAUGUUCCAGCAUGCAAAAUGCUGUAAAAGACUUAACAACAAACAAAUUAAAUUCUACAAUAACUGUAAUAUCUCUCAGGUAGAGGGUGAGGUAUUUCAGAAAAUCAAGCUGAGUAUGCUGCAGCUAUUAUCCACUGCUAAUACCUGCUACUCACUGAAUUGGAGCAAGAAGCUAUACUGCCCUCAAGUGGAAGAGAAUGUAACUGUUCUGCCUGUCACAACGCUCCGCUCGCUCGGAGUACCAAUCAGGUGAAUUUGGCAGCAGUGGUUGAGAAACACUGCUCUAUAGACACAGACCCUCUGCAUUUAUUUUACUCAAACUUUCCUAUAUAUAUAUAUUUUUUUUAUAUAAUGUCAUUUGUCAUGAUCUCACUUCUGCUGACCCAUGCCUUUCAUUUAUGGCUUUAAAAUAACAGCUAUGAAGCAGUGAUGUGUCAUGUUAGCUGUUUGUUGCCUUUGUUCCUCUCUCCUUGUGUCUCUUUCCCUCCUGUGUUUGCUUGACUGGUGGGAGCUCUAAGAUGCAACAAAGAGAGGAGGAAAGUAAUUAAGGGUGUAAAAUCUGAGAAGUGAAAAGAACGUGAAUGUUUUGUUUCCUGCAUUUGUUCAUAGUUUACUGAAAAAUGUACACUCUUCUUGGAAAAUUUGAAAGUAUCACAGGUCUGAUCUGAGUGCCUGAAACAUUUGCACAGUACAGCAUGUUUUUUGGACAAGUCUUUGCUUUUGAGUAAGUUUGUCGUCAUUUCACACCAACUGAUCUGUUGAGCUUUAUGUUUUACUAUAGACUGAGACGUUGCUGUGCAUCGGCUCAUAUGCCGAACUUUGCUACUCCGUACUUCGUGCUCAUUUUAAUUAUUUGUUAAUUGCUGUCCAGUAUCUCUAUAAAGUAAACAGUUUGAUGAUG
Oreochromis aureus is the source of this 3491-nucleotide messenger RNA. Its product is annotated as scavenger receptor cysteine-rich type 1 protein M130-like. The transcript has 7 exons. The coding region runs from base 431 to 1732 and encodes 433 amino acids. The record is from RefSeq and is a predicted model, not a curated record. Gene Ontology annotation, cellular component: membrane. NCBI's taxonomy places the organism in Eukaryota, Metazoa, Chordata, Actinopteri, Cichliformes, Cichlidae.